AACAAUGGCUUCCCAAAAGCAAUUCCUCUUAGCUCUCUUCCUAGUUUUGGCAAUCUGGGCUUCGCAGACCAGCUCACGGAAGCUUCAAGAGCUUUCAAUGUCCGAGAGGCAUGAACAAUGGAUGGCCAAGUAUGGGCGGGUGUAUGAGAAUGCUGCGGAGAAGGAUAGGCGGUUCAAUGUCUUUAAAGACAAUGUGCAGUUCAUAGAUUCAUUCAAUGCUAACCCGAACAAACUUUACAAGCUAAGCAUGAAUGCAUUUGCUGAUCAAACUAACAAAGAGUUCAGAGCUUCACGUAAUGGACUUAAGAGAACAAAUGCGCCAAGUUCGGUGAAAACAACACCGUUUAAGUAUGCAGACGUGACUGCAGUGCCUGCUAGCUUAGAUUGGAGGAAGAAGGGUGCUGUUACACCCAUCAAGGACCAAGGCCAGUGUGGCAGCUGCUGGGCCUUUUCAACAAUAGCAGCAACGGAGGGAAUCCACCAAAUCAACGCAGGCACACUCAUCUCCUUAUCCGAGCAAGAGCUUGUAGACUGCGACACUCAAGGAGAAGAUCAAGGAUGCAUGGGAGGUCUAAUGGAGGAUGGAUUUGAGUUCAUAAUACACAACAAGGGCAUCACCACCGAAGCCAAAUACCCUUAUAAAGCAACAGAUGACUCUUGUAACAAGAAGGAAGAGGCUUCUCACGAUGUCAGUAUCACUGGAUAUGAACAAGUUCCUGCAAACAGCGAGGCAUCAUUGCUGAAGGCAGUGGCAAACCAGCCAGUGUCGGUCUCCAUUGACGCUAGUGGUUCUGCCUUCCAGUUCUACUCCAGUGGUGUUUUCAGUGGAGCGUGUGGAACUAUGCUCGACCAUGGUGUCACAGCUGUUGGCUAUGGAACUACUACUAAUGGCACCAAGUAUUGGAUUGUGAAGAAUUCAUGGGGAACCGAAUGGGGCGAGGAAGGAUAUAUAAGAAUGCAGAGAGAUGUUGAUGCCAAGGAGGGUCUGUGUGGCAUUGCCAUGGAUUCCUCUUACCCUACUGUCUAAACUACAAAACUACCAUGGAUUAUAUGUUUAUCUAUUUCAAGCUUGUACGUGAACCUAAUAGCUCCCUAAGAGGAUGCCUGUACAAAAUUCUGUUGUAUAUAUAUCAGAAUUUCUAUCAAUGAAGUG
Tripterygium wilfordii is the source of this 1153-nucleotide messenger RNA. RefSeq names its product senescence-specific cysteine protease SAG39-like. NCBI's taxonomy places the organism in Eukaryota, Viridiplantae, Streptophyta, Magnoliopsida, Celastrales, Celastraceae. Gene Ontology annotation, molecular function: cysteine-type endopeptidase activity. The record is from RefSeq and is a predicted model, not a curated record. Gene Ontology annotation, cellular component: lysosome. The coding region runs from base 5 to 1027 and encodes 340 amino acids. The transcript has 2 exons.